Messenger RNA from Fulvia fulva, 882 nucleotides. RefSeq lists its product as uncharacterized. The record is from RefSeq and is a predicted model, not a curated record. Gene Ontology annotation, molecular function: hydrolase activity. NCBI's taxonomy places the organism in Eukaryota, Fungi, Ascomycota, Dothideomycetes, Mycosphaerellales, Mycosphaerellaceae. The transcript is spliced from 5 exons. Bases 1 to 882 code for a protein of 293 amino acids.
AUGGCUGCAAGAUUUCGUGCAUCGAUUGUUCUUCCUCGUCUUUACCCUCCAGCGAGCGCUACAUUCAAGGCAGCACCUCUGUUUAAGAGAAUUUGUGGCCCACCAGUCAUACGAGUACAAACAUACGCCAAGAUGUCUCAAUCGCACGCUUGCUGCACGGUCCCUCCAGUCGUGGCCGAUGGCUACAAGGAGAAGGGCGAAUGGAUCACCAUCAAUGGGAUGAAGACGUACGCGACGGGUCUCAAGGACGCAAAGACUGCGCUUUUGGUCGUUUACGAUAUUUUCGGAUUCUCCCCACAGACUCUUCAGGGGGCAGAUAUCCUCGCUACUGGUGACAAGGAACGACAGUACCAGGUGUUCAUGCCGGAUUUCUUCGAUGGGCAGCCGGCUGAUAUCUCGUGGUACCCACCGGACACUGAUGCGAAGGGCAAGAAGCUGGGAGAGUUCUUUUCGACUGCUGCAGCUCCGCCAAAGACUCUGGAGCGUGUUCCAAAGGUGUUGGACGAGAUCCAGUCCCAGCGCAGCUCCAUCCAGCAAUGGGGUAUUGUUGGAUACUGCUGGGGAGGCAAGAUCGUGAAUCUCUCUUCCCAAAAGGACACCCGCUUCAAGGCUGCCGCAUCAUGCCAUCCAGCCAUGGUCGACGAGAACGACGCCCCUGGCAUCACGAUCCCAUUCGCGAUGCUCCCAUCGAAGGACGAGCCAAAGGAAGACGUCGAGAAGUGGCAGAAGGCUGUCAAGACCAAGAACAUCGUCCAAUGGUGGCCAAACCAGGUUCACGGCUUCAUGGCCGCCCGUGGUGACUUGAAGGAUCCAGCUGUCGAGGCCGACUACAAGAAGGCUUAUGAACUUCUGUUGAACUUCUUCCACGAGCACCUGAACUAG